Molecule: messenger RNA, 900 nt
Organism: Epinephelus moara (kelp grouper)
Lineage: Eukaryota; Metazoa; Chordata; Actinopteri; Perciformes; Serranidae
Gene: calca
Product: calcitonin/calcitonin-related polypeptide, alpha
Exons: 4
Coding region: 113-496 (127 amino acids)
Cellular component (GO): extracellular region
Molecular function (GO): calcitonin receptor binding; hormone activity
Source: RefSeq, a predicted model, not a curated record
GGAACAUAUAUAAAAACCCUGCACUGUGGGGAGUGCUCAGCAGAUUCACAAGUGAGGCUGUCAUUUAAUUCUCCAUCACCAGAAGAUCUAUCAUCUUACAAGAAUCAGAAUAAUGCUGAAACUCUGGACUCUCCUUUUUGCCUCUGCGCUGAUCAUCUGUCAGAUGUACGUCUCACAGGCAGCUCCUUCUAGUAGUAAGAUGGAGUUAGAUGGAGUCACACUAUCCAAUGAUGACGCCCAGAGGUUACUCAGAGCUAUUAAGGAGUUCAUGCAGAUAACUUCAGAUGAGCAAGACCAACAAACAGCUGAUGGAAACAGCUUGGAUAGACCCAUGUCUAAGCGCUGCACCGGCUUAAGCACGUGUGUGCUGGGCAAACUCUCCCAGGACAUUCACAAACUACAAACCUAUCCCCGCACCGACGUGGGAGCAGGGACGCCCGGCAAGAAGCGAAGUCUAUCUGAGCAAUUUGAAAGCUACAUCAACUCAUACAACUGAAACUCUCCCUUUCUAGCCCAUCCCGUCUGUCUGAGUUAACUUUUGCUUGUUCGCCCGGCUCUCUCCACUCACAAGACUGCUGAUGCAUGUGGAUCCUAUCUUCCUGACUAACUUCACAGAAACGUCCUUGCUUUAAUUUCCCCCCUGGCAGACUUUAGAUAUUAAUAGAGACUUGAAAACUUAGUUAGUUAUAGAAGUGAUGUUACUUUGACAGUUCUGUACAAUAAAAUAAAAUACAGACACAACUUAAAAACCUUUCUGAUGUGAUUUUUCACUUCAUAGUGACGAUGUUUCUAGUUUAAUAACUUCAUCUUCUACAUGAAAGCUGUUUUUUAUUUGAGAUUGAAAACAUACAAUACUCACUGAAUUAAUAAAUAAAAGGAGAAAAGGGUAAGCAUGACUGU